AUGGGUUGGAUGAAAUAUGUUUUGGCAGUCUUCCUCUCUCUGAGUCUGCUAUCACUCUCAAUGGUGAAGUCUCAAAUUGUGGGUACAUGUCCUAUAAAUACAGAUGAGUUGAGUCCAUGUGGGAGUUUGGUUGAAGCUGCAUUGAAUUCACCUCUCCCCCCAACCCCCUCUUCUUCCUGCUGCUCUCCCCUUCAGGGCUUGAAUCUUGACCAAGCUGAUUCUUGCGUUACCACUGCCAUAGCAUCUGGCGUCAUUGUCCUCCCCGCCUCCCUUCCCCCUGUUCUUGACUUUCCCCUAACCAUAAUUCUUACUGCCUGUAAUUUCUUUUCUUCCACUGCCAACGCUUGA
Messenger RNA from Vigna radiata var. radiata (mung bean), 348 nucleotides. RefSeq names its product pEARLI1-like lipid transfer protein 1. Lineage: Eukaryota; Viridiplantae; Streptophyta; Magnoliopsida; Fabales; Fabaceae. The transcript has a single exon. The record is from RefSeq and is a predicted model, not a curated record. The coding region runs from base 1 to 348 and encodes 115 amino acids.